Pygoscelis adeliae (Adelie penguin) is the source of this 535-nucleotide messenger RNA. It is a transcript of the gene TMEM218, whose product is annotated as transmembrane protein 218. The transcript is spliced from 2 exons. The record is from RefSeq and is a predicted model, not a curated record. The coding region runs from base 1 to 159 and encodes 52 amino acids. Lineage: Eukaryota; Metazoa; Chordata; Aves; Sphenisciformes; Spheniscidae.
AUGGCGAAGACGGACAUCGCCAACAUCGUGGACACCUUCUUUAUCGGCCGCUUCGUGCUCCUGGCCGUGAUGAGCCUGGUCUUACUUGGGUGCCUGUUCCUGCUCCUGAUUUACCACCUCAUGGAGCCGGUGUACGCCAAACCGCUCCACGGCAGCUAGCGGCAGCCGGAGGCAGCAAUCCCUGCGAAGAGAAAAUCCUAUUUUCGUGGCAAUAAACCAGGAAGGGUGGCGACCGGGAGGCUGUUCUGGAGGUGAACACGUCGAGUUUUUCCGAGCUCAGAAAGAGCCGGCGAAGCAAGCGAAGUGUGUCGCUUGCACCCAGCGCUGCGUUUUUCAUCUUUAAAAGCAAAGUUUGGACUGAACACGAGCGCCUUCCUCUCCACGGACUCUGCAGACUGCAAAGGUGCUUUAACCUCUCUCUUCUUUUUAUCUUUUACAGCAGAGUUGAAAUCCAUGCACUUUGAACUACACUUGAUUCAAUGAAUUGAACGGAGCCGAGACGGUUUGUUAUUGGUACCCACAAGAGAUGGUUUGU